Messenger RNA from Syzygium oleosum, 1087 nucleotides. Its product is annotated as U-box domain-containing protein 28-like. Bases 1 to 807 code for a protein of 268 amino acids. The transcript has a single exon. The record is from RefSeq and is a predicted model, not a curated record. NCBI's taxonomy places the organism in Eukaryota, Viridiplantae, Streptophyta, Magnoliopsida, Myrtales, Myrtaceae. Gene Ontology annotation, molecular function: ubiquitin protein ligase activity.
AUGCUCGACUUCGACGGGGACGAGUCGGAGAGGAGAGUGAGGUCGCUCGAGCUGGCGGUUAGGGUUUUGGGAAUGGUGUCGAGCAGGCUCGAGGACCGCGAGAGCUUCGCGAGCGCGGUCGCCAAGAGCGAUCGCCGCCGCUUGGAUUCGAUCCUCGCGGUGAUCGAACGGGGAAAACCGGAGUCGAAGGUCGCGGCGGUCAGGAUCCUCGAAUCGGCCGCCGUGGACGCCGAGACGAAGCUCGCGAUGGCGGAGUGCGAGCAGCUCCUCCUCCGGCUGCUGAACCUGGUGGCCCCGGAGACCGAUCUCGCCCUGCUCGACGCCAGCCUCUCCUGCCUCAUCCAAAUAUCGGUCUCGAAGCGCGCGAAGACCAGGCUGGUGGCGCUCCGGUCGAUCAGGCGGCUCGCGCAGCUGCUCUCCGCGCCGACCUCGACCGUCCCGGUGACGGAGAAGGCGCUGAAGCUGCUCGAGGUGGCGUCCUCCGUGAAGGAAGGCCGGGCCGCGCUGUGCGGCGACGCGGCCUGCCUCGAGUCCGUGCUGCAGAAGGUGUUCAAGGUGUCGGGGGCGGCGACGGAGCACGCGGUGGCGACCCUCUGGAGCGCGUGCUGCCUCUUCGGGGACCAGAGGGCGCGGGAGGUGGUGGCGGAGUGCAACGGGGUGGCCAAGAUGCUGCUGCUGAUGCAGAGCAAUUGCCCCGCUCCGGUGCGGCAGAUGGCGGGCGACCUGCUCCGGACCUGUAAGGCGAGCUCCAGGCCUCCAUGCUUGUCCAGCUACGACACCAAGACGACCCACAUCAUGCCCUUCUGAUCUUGGGCGAACCGGGGAUCGAGCAUCGACGUCAGCCAUGAACAGUGCGGAUCGAGAGACACAGAGAGAUUGACUGUGCAAUGCGUGUAAAAAAUCAAAAGUGGAAAUUUUUGGUAGUGAAUACGAGAGGCAAAAGAUUCAUUUGAUUUUGUCCAUAGAUUGUUGGGGGCUUAAAGAAGAGAAAAGGGCAGGGGAGCUUUUCGGCCAAAUCGCUGCUCGCCAUGUCUGUACCAUCACAGUGCAGGUAACAGCAGCCGAUGCAGGAUCGCACGGUUCUGAG